Venustampulla echinocandica is the source of this 447-nucleotide messenger RNA. RefSeq lists its product as uncharacterized. NCBI's taxonomy places the organism in Eukaryota, Fungi, Ascomycota, Leotiomycetes, Helotiales, Pleuroascaceae. The transcript has a single exon. The record is from RefSeq and is a predicted model, not a curated record. The coding region runs from base 1 to 447 and encodes 148 amino acids.
AUGGCUGUGAUCAAGCCUACCGGUUACCCCGUUCUGUUCUUCCUCGUCCCCUACCUUAUCACCCUCGUGUAUGGCAGUCCGCUCCCUCGUGCUGUCAUGAACAUCGCCGACACUGUGGGAGUAGUUCAUACUCUUCCAUCAGGUGGCCUUCUUACCGGUGAAGUCUUCAACGAUGGAGGCCGCAACUACCCUGCCCGUGACCUCCCUGGUGGUGUCUUCAACGAUGGAGGCCGCAACAACCACCCUCCUCGCGACCUUCCUGGCGGCGUUUUCAAUGAUGGAGGUCUCAACAACCAUCCUCCUGCCCGUGAUCUCCCUGGCGGUGUCUUCAACGAUGGAGGCCGCAACAACCUUGCUCCUGCCCGCGACCUUCCAGGCGGCGUCUUCAACGAUGGCGGACAUGACAACCACCCUCCUGCCCGCGACCUUCCUAAUAAGUACACUUAA